Messenger RNA from Arabis nemorensis, 1098 nucleotides. The record is from the annotation of a GenBank genome assembly. NCBI's taxonomy places the organism in Eukaryota, Viridiplantae, Streptophyta, Magnoliopsida, Brassicales, Brassicaceae.
AUGGGAAUUUCAAAACCACUCCUUGAAAUUUCUUACAUUUCGUUUUUAGCCUUGUAUUUUUCUUUCUACACAAUAACACCAACUUUUUCCGCCUCCUUACAAGAUGACUUCAUCAAAUGUCUCCACAUAUACACAAAUGUCGAAUUCCCUCUCAACGAGACGUUCUUCACUAUUGAAAAGAACGCCUCGACCUUCGAACAAGUUCUUGAAUCAACGGCUCAAAAUCUACGGUACUUAGCUAAGUCAAUGCCUAAACCGGGAAUCAUAUUCAAACCAAUUCAUGAAUCUCACGUCCAAGCUUCCAUUAUUUGCUCCAAAAAACUCGGAAUUCAUCUCCGUGUUAGAAGCGGUGGUCACGAUUACGAAGGCUUGUCAUAUGUUUCACAGAUCGAAAAACCGUUUAUAUUGAUUGAUCUGUCGAAACUGAGACAGGUCAAUGUUGAUAUUGAAGACAAUAGUGCUUGGGUUCAAGCUGGUGCUACAACUGGUGAGCUAUACUACAGGAUUGCUGAGAAGAGCAAAGUUCACGGUUUCCCCGCGGGUUUGUGCUCGAGCUUAGGCAUAGGUGGGCAAAGAGGCGGUGCAUACGGUUCCAUGAUGAGGAAAUAUGGUCUUGCUGGAGAUAACGUUCUAGACGCAAAGAUCAUUGAUGCUAAUGGUAAAUUACUCGACAGAGCCGCAAUGGGCGAGGAUCUAUUUUGGGCGAUUAGAGGAGGCGGUGGAGCGAGUUUUGGGAUAAUUCUAUCAUGGAAGAUCAAGCUUGUUCCUGUUCCUAAGACUGUGACCGUCUUCACGGUCACCAAAACAUUAGAACAAGACGUAGGCAACAAGAUUCUUUCGAAGUGGCAAGUUGUUGCAGCCAAGCUUGUUGAAGAGCUAUUCAUCCGAGUGAUCUUAAACGUAGCUGGAAACAAUGGAAACAAGACAGUGACGACGUCGUACAAUGCUCUGUUUCUUGGCAAGAAAGGCGCGUUGAUGAAAGUUAUGAAGAAGAGAUUUCCGGAGCUAGGGCUAAUUAACACCGAAAGAUUGUGUCGAAAUGAGCUGGCUCGAAUCCGUUGUUUACAUUUCCGGCUUCCCGACCGGCACUCCUACUAG